AUGGCAAACCGCAUUUCCAGUCCCAUGGUCCUUGCGUAUUACAAACACGAGUACCAGAAGACAUCAGACCCACGAAAGAGAACUUUUUUCCGGACUUCGCUUGGAGCUCAUCAGGGUUUUCGCAUGUACAUCACUUCGAUCACAAGCAAGCCAACCGUUCAAGCCCCUUAUGAUAGCCCGCUAUCUCCGGAUAUGGCUUGCGCCUUCCCCGACCAAUCGUUCGGCGCAUUGCACGGACUGGUUACUGGUUGUAGAUGCGGGCCGAACUCAAAAGCGCUGAAGUGUGGGAAACAGCCAAUGACCCCCGGACCCCUUUUCAUCCACAACGUUGUGGCACGGUCAGAUCUGAGCGGUAGCUGGGACCUCCCGCAACCGUUUGCUUUCGACAAGCAGCCGUUCCUCCGAGAUCCUCGACUCAAUGUGUCGUACGUGCAACAUUGGCGCACCGUCAUGUCGAACGACGAACAAGGCAGCUAUGCUCGCAUGCUGCACUUGGAUGACACCACGUCCACUCCGCUGGUAGCGAUUGAGCUGAUCUUGCCUGACCUGGAUGAGCUCUGUUUGAAAAGAAGUGGAGCUACUCGGAGAGCGAGCAAUUGUGCGCUUUCAGCCACUGGUAGGCUGCAAGUGAGCAGGGAAGAACUAGGACUCAAGGACCGUGAGGACCUUGCAGGACGAGGAAGACGUGCAGCUAAGAAUCUGCUCUGCAUGCUGCGCUUUCCCGGCUGCUUUGAGCCACCGGCAGUAUCCACUGUGCCAUAG
Pyrenophora tritici-repentis Pt-1C-BFP is the source of this 762-nucleotide messenger RNA. NCBI's taxonomy places the organism in Eukaryota, Fungi, Ascomycota, Dothideomycetes, Pleosporales, Pleosporaceae. The record is from RefSeq and is a predicted model, not a curated record.